Ceraceosorus guamensis is the source of this 4501-nucleotide messenger RNA. Its product is annotated as nucleoporin-domain-containing protein. The transcript has 9 exons. Gene Ontology annotation, biological process: RNA export from nucleus; transcription-dependent tethering of RNA polymerase II gene DNA at nuclear periphery; protein import into nucleus. The record is from RefSeq and is a predicted model, not a curated record. Gene Ontology annotation, molecular function: structural constituent of nuclear pore. Gene Ontology annotation, cellular component: nuclear pore inner ring; nuclear pore. Bases 243 to 4367 code for a protein of 1374 amino acids. NCBI's taxonomy places the organism in Eukaryota, Fungi, Basidiomycota, Exobasidiomycetes, Ceraceosorales, Ceraceosoraceae.
CUUCUUUGAACGCCAGGUCCAUGCGCACGAUUCACCAGCAUCAUCCCACGUCUCCAUCAUCAAAUUUCUGGACACCUAGUCAGCCAGCUUUCGAGCUCGCGAGACCUGCCAAGACACACGUCGUUAGCAGGACGUGGUGUUAGGGCUACGCUAUUUUCAUCGCCAAUCGACAGAACCAGCCUUGCCGACGGCUCUAUAUAGGAUCUCACCCUGAAAGCUGUGAUCCUACCGUCGUGGUCGUUAUGUCGCUCAUGGCCUCAUACAACCAAGCUCGGAAUGCGGCAGCGCCUAGUAGCUCGCAGGUGAUCCAGACAUCCUCCGACCAAAAGGUCAUCGGAUCCGGCAACCACGAGGUCAACGACAUGAUCACCGCCGGUCCUAGCACCGAAGACUUUGCUCGACUUGCCCGGGCGGAUGCAGUCGUCGCAAACACAUUGAGGGAGGACGAAGUGUACCCAGAUCUGGUGGAGUGGCUAGGCAACCCCCAGACACAUGCCAGGCUGUAUGCUGCUCCACCAUGGGCGCCUGUCACAAACAGGAGAGUGUUGCCUAUUCCUGACGAAGUCAUCGAGGCUAUCAGCUCUCCACAAUCCCGAGCUGCCCAGGGGUUAUUUCCCUCAAUCUCGAGAGCUUGGAUCAUCAUCGACACUCGCCUGUACUUGUGGAGCUACAGUGAUGGCGGUAGCGGCGCAUUCGAAUCCUUUGAGCAUCCAGACAGCGUGAUCCAAUCUGUUGGUCUCGCUCGGCCGAAGCCAGGCGUCUUCAUCGAUUCCAUCUCGCACCUUCUUGUCGUUGCGUCGACUUCCUCUAUCAUGCUACUUGGCAUCUCCUUCGAGCCUAGCACGGCUUCGGCAACCGGAGAGAACGGUGCCAGUGGCUCCAGUCACGCUCCUGAAAGUCUCAAGCUCUACAUGACCGCAAUACAGGCCAAUACGGAGGGCGUAACGCUGGCAAACAUCCGGGGUACCGAUGACGGCCGCAUCUUCGCAGCAGGCUCAGACAACAACCUUUAUGAAAUCUCGUACACCUCCGCUGAGGGCUGGUGGUCCUCAAGAUGCUGGACCACCAACCUGACUCAAAAGCGUUUUGCGAAUCUACUUCCAACCAUCUUUGGUAGCCCUGCACAGCAGGGGAUCUCUGCCGUAGAAGUGGAUAGCAGCAGGGGCUUGAUGUGGGUAUUGUGGGCCAAACGGGAAAUCGAACUCUGGUCCAUCUCGCCAGGCGUGACGCCCCGAUCCAUUGCUCGCUCUACCGAGAUAGCCAAGUCCAUCAGCACUUUCCUUCCGAACGCUUCCCUCUGGGGUCCACCAGGAGACUUCUACAUCGAGUGGAUUGGCGCAUUGCCAGCUAGGGAAAGCAAGACUGCCCAUCUCGUCGCUAUCACCAACAGAGGUGUCAGACUUUUUUUCAGCGCUUUCCAUUCUUUCGGAUCCAGGCCCGAAACGGUGCGCUUAAUGUUCUGCAGACUGCCUCCUCAAGCUGGACAGCUGUCUGAGCCCGUUAGUCAGCAACGCGCCGGAGAGCAUGCAAGAAGCGCCCCUCAGGGCUUUCAGGCGUACCACGGUCACCAUGCGUAUGGCUUGACCCUCAUGUCUGGCAAGAAUCCUGAAGAUCCCACUGGCGCUACCGAUCUGCUGUUGGGCGUGACGAGGCCUGCUGCAUGGAAAACGUUUAGCGCACCGGUUGCACCAGCCACAUACUCCCAAGCUGGUCCUCACAACGCAUCGCAGAAUGACACAGAUUCCGCGACGUUUGUGCUCAUACGGGGUGCCACGUGGGAUAUUCAGGAGGUUGUGAAUGCUUCUGCUGCUACGGCGAUUCCAGCGGCCAAUGUGGUGUCGCCUUUGGUGGCGCAAUUCGUCUCGCCGCCGCGCAUCGUCCUGGUGCUCACUAAUUCCGGCAUCAACGUCAUCACGGAGGUGCGCCCUAUGGACACCUUGUGCAGCAUUCUGGAGGGCUCAACGGGAGUCGAUGCAUCGUUGCUGCACUUCAUUGAACUCUGGGGCGCCAAUCAGACCUGCGCCAUGGCGCUAGCUGUUGCAACCCGCAACUCUCAACUGCUACUUGCGCCGGAGACCUUGCUUGCAGGAUCCAAAGGAGGUGUGCACCAGGCUGAGACGCGCAUGCUAGGUGCGGAAGUUGUGUCGUCCGCCUGGCGGACCUAUUUCGACUUUGGAGGAUCUCCCCGAUACGAGCCGCCGCCUCGACCGAGCAUGUCGCCCUCAGAUGGUCACACGUUCCACAGUGCCAAGUACUACGGCUUGACUAUUUACCUGGCACGACUUGUUCGUUCGUUCUGGACGAAGAAUGUGACUCAGAGGUUGGUUGUACCGGGCGAAGGAGAGCGCCAGCAAGCAGCUAUUGGCAGUGCCACGCUCUCGGCAGCACAAAAGGAUUUACGAUCCCUGCAGACUUUCUUGACUCAGAAUGCCCAGCUCUUCGGAAUCGGAUCCAGUGCGCGAGGCAAAGCUGGAGCAGGCGCCAACGAUGUCAACCAGAUCGCUUUUCAACAGGAGCAAGAAGCGUUCGAUGCGCUUCGACAACUGCUUGCGCGGACCAUUGAGGCGAUGUCCUUCGUCUUGUUGCUGAUCGACUAUCGUCUGCCAUCGAUCGUAUCGCGGUGCAAGCCAGAAUCGCAAACGAAGCUGUCGCAACUGACGUUCUCCGGUCUUGUCACCACAUCAAAUGGGAGCGAAGUGGCUAGGAACCUUGUCGAAGCGGUCAUCGAUUCUCAAAUGGCUGCUCAAGUCAGCAUCGACGCAGUGGCGGAAGUGUUGCAAGAGCGAUGCGGAGGCUUUUGCAAUGCCGAUGACGUACGACUCUAUAAAGCGCUGGAAAGCCUGAGAAAGGCGCGAGAAGCGCAGAACGAUGGUCAAAAGCAAGAUUUGCUUCGCGAAAGCGCACGAUUGCUCAACCGCGCUUCCGCGCAUUUGCCUUUCGAGAAGCUGGAGACUAUAUGCAAGGACUACCGCGAACUUGGCUUCGACAGCGGCGCAAUCGAACUCCCUCUCAGGUGCGCCGCACAGUGGGACAUCAACGGAGCGGCUUUGUCCUAUCGCAACGAUGGCAUGCCGGCUGGCGAUGUCUCCCGUCAGCAAAUGUUCGAGGGGAGCAUGAAGUGCUACACCCUCGUCAUUGCCGCGCUCGAGGCUCUAGAUGCUCAAGUAGCGCAAGUACACCAAAGUACAGAUCCUGCAGUUCAAUCCACAUUGAAAUCGUUGGAAAUCCGACGAAAAGACGCGUACCUGCAAGCCGAAGGUGCCUCCAACGCCCUGUUCCACGACGCCCUGUACGACUGGCUACUUUCGCGCGGAAAGACAGACGAGCUGCUCCGCAUGCGAACGCCAUACAUCGAGGAAUAUUUGCGUUCGGAGCCCGUCACUUUGCAGAGGUGUCUCUUAUUGUGCGACUGGUACACGAACGUUGGGCAAAACUACGCUGCGGCCCAGGUGUACGCCGGUCUAGCGUCAUCCACAGAGCUCGAUCUGCGACUUGAAGACCGGGUAGAAUACCUCGCCAAAGCUUCCAGCCACGCAAAGUCCUCUCAUGUGCACGGCAACGAUGUCGUGGAAUUCAUCACGAAUGUCGACGACUCGCUCGAGACUGCGCGCGUGCAGGUCGAGGUCUACUCUUUCACUCGAGACGCUCCAGACGACUUUAUCGAGCCUUCAACCAAGCAAGAAAUAUUGCAAAUUCUGGACGCUGAGCUCUUGACUAUGUCAACACUGUACAAGUCGUUCGCCCAGCCAUAUUCUAUGCACGAAGUGAAACUCAUGAUCUACGAGAUUUCAGAGCACGACGACCCCGCUCUAGUUGAGCAAGAAUGGAAUGAGCUCAUUCUCGAAGCUGAGGAGAGUGCUGCGCCUGAGCAACGUUUUGAAAGAGUUGGUGUGCUCAUAGUUGAUCUAGGAAAACGCUUCAUCGGCUCUAGCAUCGCCUUUCCGAUCGACAACCUGCUGGCUAGGCUUUUGCGGUACGCCUUCGAGAACAGAGAGGCGCAAGAAAUACCUCUCGGCUGGGCUUCCUCGACGCUCAUUUUGGCAGGCGCUGCUCAAGAAGAGGUGUACGAUGUCGAAGAUAGCCUCUUCGAGAUGAAGCGAGAGCCUUUCAACUCGGAUGCUGGGGUGCAUUUCCUGCUCGCAGAAAUUGGCGCUUUGUUGACGAAUUGGCUGGACGACCUGUCUUCCGGCUAUGCCCGAAGUGGUUUCCCCGCCAAGAGAGUGGACGACUCUAUUGGCGUUUACAUCUCUGCGUUGAGCGGGCAGCAAGCUGCUUUGCCGGCUCGAUCGGCAUCUCACCUGCCUGAGAUUCAGGAGACCGUCAACGGAUUCAAGGCCCUACAUGAAAGAGUCCGAAGGACUUUCUGAGCGAGGGAUGAAUACCAUAUGGCUUGAAGGUGUCGAUGUUUGCUCGUGUGCUGAUUCGCCUGGCGCGCGCAAGUCCUACUCUUCGGGAGGUGGAACCAGCCACAUUGUGAGAUCAUGGCUGGCAGUGGCGAGCA